CUCCUUUUUUGUAUUUCCUCUCUCCGCACUCGUCUCACAAUCUCCGCAGACGACAUGGACCUGGAAGUGCUGAUGUGCGCGGCGCUUUCCAUCCUCCACGCGUUUGCGCUCUAGCCGUGCGCUCCCAGGGCCCCGACGCGCGUCCCGCUCAGUGACCGAGGAGAGGUGAAGGUGGAGGGACGGUGGGGAGGAGGAGGAGAGAGAGGGGGGGGCAAAGAGAGACUGAUAUUAUUUUGACAUCGCCGUGAAGGAGAGCGAGGAGGAGGAGGAGGAGGUGGUGGUGGAGGAGGUGGAGGAGGUUGGAGGGGGACACAAGUAGAGACCGAGAGACCACACAGUCGUGACAGCAGAGGCCGUUUCAGGAUAUCGGACAACAGAGAGUGGCUUUUUUUUGGUGUGUGUGUCCUCCAUCAUGGCGAGUGACUCUCCAGCUCGGAGUCUGGAUGAAAUCGACCUAUCAGCUCUGAGGGAUCCCGCCGGCAUCUUUGAGCUGGUCGAGCUGGUGGGAAAUGGCACCUACGGGCAAGUGUACAAGGGUCGCCAUGUUAAGACGGGGCAGCUGGCAGCCAUCAAGGUCAUGGAUGUCACCGGGGACGAGGAAGAGGAGAUUAAAGCAGAAAUUAACAUGCUGAAGAAGUACAGUCACCACCGGAACAUCGCCACCUACUACGGAGCUUUCAUCAAGAAAAACCCUCCUGGCAUCGAUGACCAGCUCUGGCUGGUCAUGGAGUUCUGUGGCGCCGGCUCGGUGACAGACCUGAUCAAGAACACCAAGGGCAACUCUCUGAAGGAGGAGUGGACCGCUUACAUCUGCAGAGAGAUUCUCAGGGGUCUGACUCAUCUCCAUCAGCACAAGGUCAUCCACAGAGACAUCAAGGGACAGAACGUCCUGCUGACUGAGAACGCAGAGGUCAAACUAGUGGACUUUGGUGUUUCGGCCCAGCUGGACAGAACAGUCGGAAGGAGGAACACGUUUAUCGGGACGCCAUAUUGGAUGGCGCCGGAGGUCAUCGCCUGUGACGAGAAUCCCGACGCCACAUAUGACUUCAAGAGCGACUUAUGGUCGCUGGGAAUCACAGCGAUAGAGAUGGCCGAAGGAGCACCACCACUGUGUGACAUGCACCCAAUGAGGGCUCUCUUCCUCAUUCCACGCAACCCGGCCCCCAGACUCAAGUCAAAGAAGUGGUCGAAGAAGUUCCAGUCCUUCAUAGAGAGCUGUCUGGUGAAGAGCCACAGCCAGAGACCCAGCACAGAGCAGCUCCUCAAACACCCGUUCAUCAGAGACCUGCCCAACGAGAGGCAAAUCCGCAUCCAGCUGAAGGACCACAUCGACCGCACCAAGAAGAAGAGGGGCGAGAGGGAUGAGACAGAGUACGAGUACAGUGGCAGCGAAGAGGAGGAUGAAGAAAGAGACAUGGGUGAACCAAGCUCCAUUAUCAACAUCCCUGGUGAGUCGACCCUGAGGCGAGACUUCCUGCGCCUGCAGCUGGCCAAUAAGGAGCGUUCGGAGGCACAACGACGGCAACAGCUGGAGCAGCAGCAGAAUGAGGAGCACAAGCGCCUGCUGUUGGCCGAGCGGCAGAAACGCAUCGAGGAGCAGAAGGAGCAGAGGAGGCGGCUAGAAGAGCAGCAGCAGCGAGAGCGCGAGCUGAGGAAGCAGCAUGAGAGGGAACAGAGGAGACGCUACGAGGAAAUGGAGCAGCUCCGUAGAGAGGAGGAGAGGAGGCAUGCGGAGAGAGAACAGGAGUACAAGAGGAAGCAGAUUGAGGAGCAGCGACAGGCAGAGCGGCUACAGAGGCAGCUCCAGCAGGAGAGAGCCUACCUGGUGUCUCUACAGCAGCAGCAGCAGCAGCAGCAACAGCAGCAGCAGCAGGAGGGAAGGCAAGCAGAGAAGAAGCCGCUUUACCACUACAAGGAUGUCAUCAAUCCUAAUGACAAGCCCGCCUGGGCUAAAGAGGUCCUGAAGCAGCAGCAUGCUCACGGUAACCCACCUCGCUCCCACCUUCGACAUCACCAGUCAUUCAACCAACCAGCACCAAUCCCCGGCUCCCACGCCCAGCCCAGAGCUCAGGCCCCUAAGCGAACCCCCUCCCACGCCGCCCAGCUCCUCUCCAACCACCUCCCAAAUAUACGUAUUUCAUUAGAACCUGGGGAACCCCUAGAUCCAGGGUUGAAGCAGGAGAUAAGUCAGCAGGUCAGAGAGUUUAGGGCGCAGAGACACAGCGAUAGGGGUCGCAGCCCGAAGGGGGUUAGUCAAGGGCCAGUCAGUCAGCCUAAUCCAGUACCCAACCCUUAUUCACCUGUUCCCAGCAGUCACAAAGAUAAGCCCAGAGACAGGCCUCUAUCUGCCCCCAAUCAGGCAGCCAUCCAGGGGCUAUUGUCUCCGGACCCACAGCUUAAGGCUCCUCAUCUGCAUCCUCCAGGAAAGGUCCAGAGUCCCCACUCUGGUUCAAACCCUGUUUCCAUCAAUAUGCUCAAACCGGUGGAGGAGCGAUCUAAGCUGAACAGACAGAGCUCCCCGGCGCUGCAGCCCAAAGUGUCCAACCGCAUCUCCGACCCCUCCCUCCCUCCCCGAUCCGAGUCCUUCAGCAGCGGGGGCAUGCAGCCCGCCCGCACCCCACCCAUCCACCGCUCCAUCGAACCACAGAUGGCUCACCUGGUUCCAGUGAAGACCCACUCGGGCUCCAUGUCCGGCUCUCAGUCUCUGCAGGACCAGACCGGCUCGGCUCUGAGCGAGGCCGUCAGCGCGGGCUCCCCGCGGCCCGAGAUGCCCCGCCAGAACUCGGACCCCACCUCAGACACCCCAGGACCCCCGCUGCGCAUCGCCGGCAGGGAGGAGCGGGACCGAGAGCGGGAGAGGGACAGGGAUCGGGACAGAACCGCCUGGCUGAGAGAGGAGGACAUCCCGCCCAAGGUCCCUCAGAGGACCACUUCCAUCUCCCCAGCCCUGGUUAGGAAGAACUCCCCUAAUGGAGGAGUGGGUCUGGGCCCUCGUGCAGGUUCCCAGCUCAUACGGGCCAGUAACCCAGACCUGCGGCGCUCGGAGCUCUCCCUGGACGCCAUGCUGCAGAGAACCUCCUCCAACUCGUCAUCUUCCUCCUCCCCUUCAUCUCAGGGAGGCUCAGCCGAGAGGAGAGGUCAAACCAAGCAGGAAGGAUCCCCUCCAGGAGCCAAUCAGGAGGCAAAGCCCAAACAGGAGGAGGGUCGUGAAUCAGCCAGACCCAGCAGACCUGCAGACUUAAGUGCGUUGGCCAAAGAACUCAGAGAACUGAGGGUCGAGGAGGGAAGCAGACCUCCAGUCAAGGUGACGGACUACUCGUCCUCCAGUGAAGAAUCAGAGAGCAGCGACGAGGAUGGGGAGACGGUGGGUCACGAUGGGACCGUCGCCGUUAGCGACAUCCCCCGCAUCAUGCCAGCAGUGCAGAGCAGCGGUGAAUCGUAUGGAGGGCUGACAGAGGACUCUCUGGGAGAUGCCUAUAAUAGCUCCAAGGACGGUACUCUGGUGAUGAGAGAGGCGGAGGAAAGGAGGAGAGGUGGUCACGGUGAGAGUAAUGGGUUCGGGAAUCACAGUAACCAUGGUAACCUCCCUGACCUGGUGCAGCAGAGCAACUCUCCGUCAGCCACGCCCACCACAGCGCUGCAGGAGCUGAGCGACAUGGCCGAGUUCGGUGUGGGCGGGUCCAAAGCGUCAUUCACCCCAUUUGUUGACCCACGGGUCUAUCAAACCUCCCCAAGUGACGACAAUGAGAAUUCAGCAGCAGCCAUGUUUGCCAAUGAGCUGCUGAGGCAGGAGCAGGCCCGACUGAACGAAGCCAGAAAGAUCUCUGUGGUGAACGUCAACCCCACCAACAUCAGACCUCACAGUGACACGCCAGAGAUCCGUAAAUACAAGAAGCGCUUCAACUCUGAGAUCCUGUGUGCCGCGCUCUGGGGUGUGAACCUGCUGGUAGGGACAGAGAAUGGUCUAAUGCUGCUUGACCGAAGUGGACAAGGUAAAGUCUAUAACCUGAUUACCAGACGGCGCUUCCUGCAGAUGGAUGUGUUGGAGGGCCUCAAUGUGCUAGUUACUAUAUCUGGGAAAAAGAAUAAGUUGCGGGUCUACUAUUUGUCCUGGCUGAGGAACAGAAUAUUACACAAUGACCCGGAAGUAGAGAAGAAGCAGGGUUGGAUUACAGUUGGAGAGCUGGAGGGCUGUGUGCAUUAUAAAGUUGUUAAAUAUGAGAGGAUUAAGUUCCUGGUGAUUGCUCUUAAGAACUCUGUGGAAAUCUAUGCCUGGGCUCCCAAACCCUACCACAAGUUCAUGGCCUUUAAGUCAUUCACUGAGCUGCAGCAUCGACCCCAGCUGGUUGACCUGACAGUGGAGGAAGGUCAGAGGUUAAAGGUCAUCUACGGCUCCAGCGUGGGCUUCCAUGUCAUCGACGUGGACUCGGGCAACCCGUACGACAUCUACAUCCCCUCACAUAUCCAGAGCCAGGUUACGCCCCACGCCAUUGUGGUGCUGCCGAAGACCGACGGGAUGGAGAUGCUGCUGUGCUAUGAGGACGAGGGUGUCUACGUCAACACCUAUGGUCGAAUCACCAAGGACGUGGUGCUACAGUGGGGAGAGAUGCCUACCUCUGUUGCCUAUAUCCAUUCUAAUCAGAUUAUGGGCUGGGGUGAGAAAGCCAUAGAGAUCCGCUCUGUGGAGACGGGCCACCUGGAUGGAGUCUUUAUGCACAAGAGAGCCCAGAGACUCAAAUUCCUGUGUGAGCGGAACGAUAAGGUAUUCUUUGCAUCCGUGCGUUCGGGUGGUAGCAGCCAAGUUUUCUUCAUGACACUCAACAGAAACUCUAUGAUGAACUGGUGAUGUCUCUUCCUGUCCACUCUGCCUCACUCCUCCUCCCAUCGGCCAACCUGGCAACCCACCUUGGCCCACCGCACAUCUCACAACCCGAUUGAGCCGAGAGGCCGCAAACGAACUCUUUUAACACUGGAGAGACUAAUAUGGUGUAGAGAAAACAAAAAAAAAGAGGUUAUUUUAGAGAAAAACAACAAAGACCAGUCCUAAGUGAAGAGUCAAGUUAUCGUAGAUUAAAGUCGGGUCAUGCAGAAGCCAUCGUUACUCAACUGACUGGCAAACUGGUGCCACUGACUUUCCAAAUAUUCCCUUCUUCCCUCUUUCUCUGCAACUCUUCUGUGUCGUCCUUCUGUCUGUCUCCUCUCCAAACGGACCAGUGCAUUCGAGUGUUCAGCAGCUGUAGAAAUACACUUUAAACCUGCCUCCUUCCGUCUUCCCUUUUCUUAAAGCCUUUGCUCCAUGCCUCCUUCCCGGUAGAUCAAAUCACUUUAUCAGUCCUUUGAUACCCAUGUCCUCCAUUUUCCUCAUUUCCUGUCCACCACGUGUGGGCUCAUUCGCAGGGAAUUACACCUCAGAGGCCGGAGGAGCGUCAGACGAAUACAAUUUCAUCUAAAUUUAAAUACGCUUCUGAAUAUGACAGUGCAGGGAGGGAGGGCGAGCUGAGAGAUGACAAAUCUGCUCUGGAUGGCGGCGAUGAAAGCGGACAGCCUGAUUGAUUUUCUUUCUCCUCUGUCACUCCCUUCCUCCUCCGCUUCCUCCCCUUGCCAUCUUUUUUUUUGGGUCUCUGAGUAAACUGAAUUGUGAUGCGGCGUUCGAUCGCAAUUUCCCCCCGAUAGAGAUGCAGCGGGACGCUCUGCUGUGGCAGUAUGCAAAGAUGAUGUCCCUUUAAAAAAAAGAAAAAUGAAAUCACUAAAUCACUGGUCCAUCCCUUUCUUCCUCUUUCCUCCCCCUUCACACAGCAUUAUCAUGAUCUCCCCUCUCUUCACUCUUUCUUCUUUAAACUCUGAAGGUGCUGCAUCAGAUAUACUGUAAUAUUAAAAUGAACAAUGAGAGCGUCAUUCUGUUCAUUUCUGUUCUUUUUCUUUCUCUGUGGAACAGUUUGGAGUCAGUCAGUCUUUGAGGUUUGAUGAAAAUGUACAGCACAUCUGUGUCUCUGAAAUCAGGAGUGUAUGUUGUGUGUGUGUGUGUGUUUGACUCCAUGUCGAAAUGAGUCCCGUUCAAAUUAAGUCUGAAUCAAAGUAGGACGUUUGAAAUCCGUGUCCAGCAAGAGUCGAGUGACUCCGUCUUCGUGCGUGAACUUUUACCUUCAAGCAACAUUGAGUGUGUUUACAUGCAAGAUUUCCGAUGUUGUCUUCUUAGUAUGACGUUUAUGAGUUGGUGUGUGUGAACACCGUGCAAAUAGGCAAUAUUAGUGGUUGAUUUUUGGAGUACGUUUUUCCGUUUCCUUUAACAAAGUAGUGUGUCGACCAUUCACAGACGCGGCCGUGUGGCUGCAGGAGAUAAGAUGCAUAAAAACAGCUUAUCCUGGAUACGACCUCAACAGGAUAUGAGCUACUAUCCCAAAUAUUGUGUGCAUGUGAAAGCACUCAUUGUUGAAAACUGUGGUGUCCUUUUCAAAUCAUGCUCCUUCUUCCUGGUUGGUUCUUCUGAUUUUGGCUCCUAACUGUUUGUACAGUGCCUAGCAUGAUGUAAGCAAAACUUAAAUGGAGGCCAAAAGAUUAUUGCUCACAUUAUAACUAAUAUUUUCUUUUUGACUAUACGGUUACAUUACAGGGGUUUCUGUUUUGGGUUUGUGUGUGUGUGUGUGUGUGUGUGUGUGUUAUUAUCUAACUUUAACACAUUGCUGGUGUUAUUUGUCUCCUCUGUCGGAGAUGUACAUUAACACAUUUAAGAAUUGAUUUAUUCUUUGAAAGGAGCAACUGAUAAAACUUUGCCCAUUUCCUUCCAAAUACUUCGAGCAGCACAUCAAUGCAUUUGGUAUUAAAGAGCCAUAUUAUGCAAAAAUCCAGUUCGUCAUUGUUUUAAGCAUUAUUAUGUGUCCUCAGUUUGUCUGCAAACCCACAAAUAAGAGGGAAAAAAAAUCCCCUUGUGUAUUUCUUACCAGCUAAUUCAGUCGUGCAGCCUGUUGUGAUGUCACAGCGGGAUAAGCACCGCCCACAACUGGCUCCUCCUCCUCCUCCUCUGGGCAGCAGCUGCCCAUUUGGAUUUAAAGUUACAAACACUGAAAACCGUUCAUCUGUGCAGUAUUUUGAGCUGAAACACAACAUUGCAUAUUGUGGGGACGUGUAAGACGUUUAAUAACUUGUUUGAAAGGAGUUAAAUAUGGGACCUUUAAUUUUCUAUUGAAGGUGGACUAGUUCAUGCUUAAAACAUGAUGCGAUUUAGUGUUUUAUUUCUUGUGAAUCUACUGCAGUAUUCAGACGAUCCACUGAUAUACAACACGGAGAGGAGUAAAGCUGCUCCUGAAGAGGCACAGUGGCAGAUUUUCAAGCCUUUGGUUUUUACUUUUAAACCACCGUCAACCUGAAAACAAGCUCGAGGCAACUCACGUAGAAGACAAUCACUUAUAGACAAUUUAAAAUAACACGUUUGGGACUGUGACAUCAUUAGCCUAAUUGAUGCAAACUGAUAUCUUUGAAGCUGUUUUCUUUCCAACCAAAAGCUUGAAAAACUGCCUUUAUUCUACUCUCUUUUCCUGGAGUGAGUUUACGCUUACAUACUGCAGUUAUGUCCGCAUGUUGGCGGAUGGUUAACAAAUGUAAGGUGAUACAUGAAAAUAGACUAACUCCUACAGGAUGUAAUAAUCCUUCGAAUCCAUUUUAUUCAGUUGAUAGAUUAUUAAAUGUUUUCUGUUGUGUUUUCACAUCCAUACAGUAGCUGUUUCUGUGCAGCUGUAAGUUAGGUUCACUGGUCUCUCAUUUUAGCAAUAAAGAGCCGAGCUGAAGAAAACCACUGUCUUCCCGUGUGUGUGUGUGUGUGUGUGUGUGUGUGUGUGAUUAAUGAUCAAGCGUGAAUGGGGCAUUAUUACUGUGUGUUUUACUUUGUCCAUCGUGGAAUUCACUGUUCCCAUUGGAAAACUGCUGACGGUCAUUACACUGAGGUCUCUCCUUUCAAAGAUGAAACCACUGUAUUCUUUAUUCUGUUUAAUUCCUGUUUUCUUUUAUUUUGAAAGAGCAUUACUAAUGUCCUGUUUUGGGAUUUAUUUGUUUUGUAAAAGAGAUGCUGUAAGAGAGAAAUAAAUGAAACUAGCAUUA
Messenger RNA from Stegastes partitus (bicolor damselfish), 8091 nucleotides. It is a transcript of the gene tnika, whose product is annotated as TRAF2 and NCK interacting kinase a. Gene Ontology annotation, biological process: protein phosphorylation. Gene Ontology annotation, molecular function: protein kinase activity; ATP binding. Gene Ontology annotation, cellular component: cytosol. Lineage: Eukaryota; Metazoa; Chordata; Actinopteri; Pomacentridae. Bases 413 to 4846 code for a protein of 1477 amino acids. The record is from RefSeq and is a predicted model, not a curated record. The transcript is spliced from 33 exons.